This is a messenger RNA of Athene cunicularia (burrowing owl), 4318 nucleotides long. RefSeq names its product fatty acyl-CoA reductase 1 (gene FAR1). Gene Ontology annotation, cellular component: peroxisome. The transcript is spliced from 11 exons. Gene Ontology annotation, molecular function: alcohol-forming very long-chain fatty acyl-CoA reductase (NADP+) activity. The record is from RefSeq and is a predicted model, not a curated record. Lineage: Eukaryota; Metazoa; Chordata; Aves; Strigiformes; Strigidae. Gene Ontology annotation, biological process: long-chain fatty-acyl-CoA metabolic process. The coding region runs from base 4 to 1560 and encodes 518 amino acids.
AUAAUGGUUUCCAUCCCUGAAUACUAUGAAGGAAAGAACAUCCUCCUGACAGGAGCUACAGGCUUCAUGGGAAAAGUGCUUCUGGAAAAGCUGCUCAGAUCUUGUCCUAAAGUGAAAGCAGUGUAUGUACUGGUAAGACACAAAGCAGGGCAGACACCUGAAGCACGAAUAGAAGAAAUUACCAGCUGUAAGCUCUUUGACAGGUUGAGAGACGAGCAACCAGACUUCAGAGCCAAAAUAAUAGUGAUUACGAGUGAGCUUACACAGCCUGAACUGGACCUUAGUGAACCAAUCAAGGAAAAGCUUAUAGAAUGCAUUAAUAUUAUAUUUCAUUGUGCUGCUACAGUCAGAUUCAAUGAAACAUUGAGAGAUGCUGUUCAGUUAAAUGUGACUGCCACACAACAGCUCCUCUUCUUGGCACAGCGAAUGAAGAAUCUGGAAGUGUUCAUGCACGUCUCGACUGCCUAUGCAUAUUGCAAUCGAAAGCAGAUUGAGGAAGUAGUUUAUCCACCUCCUGUUGAUCCCAGGAAACUGAUAGAUUCUCUUGAGUGGAUGGAUGAUGGCCUAGUGAAUGAUAUUACUCCUAAACUGAUAGGCGACAGACCUAAUACUUACACGUAUACAAAAGCCUUAGCCGAAUAUGUAGUACAACAAGAAGGUGCAAAAUUAAACACAGCCAUUAUAAGGCCAUCUAUUGUUGGUGCUAGCUGGAAGGAGCCUUUUCCUGGAUGGAUCGAUAACUUCAAUGGACCUAGUGGUCUCUUCAUUGCUGCAGGAAAAGGAAUUCUUCGAACAAUGAGGGCUUCCAACAGUGCAGUAGCAGAUCUUGUUCCAGUAGAUGUUGUUGUCAAUACAACACUGGCUGCAGCCUGGUAUUCCGGAGUUAAUAGGUAUAACAGACCAAGAAAUUUAAUGAUAUAUAACUGUACAACAGGUGGCACCAAUCCUUUCCACUGGGGUGAAGUUGAAUACCAUGUAAUUUCUACUUUCAAGAGGAAUCCUCUCGAACAGGCCUUCAGACGGCCCAAUGUAAAUCUAACUUCCAAUCACCUUUUAUAUCAUUACUGGAUUGCUGUAAGCCAUAAGGCCCCAGCAUUCCUGUAUGAUAUCUACCUCAGGAUUACUGGAAGAAGCCCAAGGAUGAUGAAAACAAUAACACGUCUUCAUAAGGCCAUGAUGUUACUAGAAUACUUCACAAGCAAUUCUUGGAUCUGGAAUACUGAAAAUAUGACUAUGCUAAUGAACCAGCUAAAUCCUGAAGACAAAAAGACAUUUAAUUUUGAUGUUCGACAACUGCAUUGGGCAGAAUACAUGGAAAACUACUGCAUGGGAACGAAGAAGUAUGUGCUGAAUGAAGAAAUGUCUGGCCUCCCUGCAGCUAGGAAACACUUGAAUAAGUUAAGGAAUAUACGCUAUGGCUUCAAUACAGUUCUUGUGAUCCUGAUCUGGCGUAUCUUUAUUGCAAGAUCACAAAUGGCAAGAAAUAUCUGGUACUUUGUGGUUAGUCUGUGUUACAAGUUCCUCUCCUACUUCAGAGCCUCCAGUACUAUGAGAUACUGAAGAAGAGAAUUUAGCAUUAGGACAUCUAUGCAUAUGGUGGUCUAACUGCACAAAGCCUGUAACAUGUAGUCAUCUCACAUUUUGUAAAAGCAUAAUUUCAUCUUAAAUUGGAGUGCGAAAUAUAUGGUAUGGUAUAUGUAAUGUUAGUUGUGUAUCUUCCUGGAAACAGAGAAAAUAAAAUGGUCAAGUGCCAGGUUGAAUUGGCAUUAGACAAGUAUUUAAAUAACUUUAACUCUUUGACCUGGGGAAAACAUUUUAGACCACUGACCAAGAUAACUGUGCAAUUUGGAACGUGUUUGAUUGAAAUCUGCCUUAACAUGAUUUUUUCUUUUAAGUUUUACUCCACGUUGAGCAAGAUAAAUAUUCUUAGUAGCUGCUAGUUGCUGUAGACCUAUUUAUUUGAAGUUCUUCAAAAUUACAAAGGGUUUUGCAAGUUGCAAAAGUGUAUAAAUGAUGGUGGAUCUCAUGAAAAAAAUUAUUUGAGGACUUUUGUAAUUUGUCUUUACUUUUUGCCUUUUGCCACUUCUUCCCUUCUUCUGAAAGUAGGGAUGCAACAAUGGUGCCUACUUUGCUUUAAAAUUAAAAAAAAAAACCCCAACCCAACCUUCCUUAAUUACUGAAAGGCCUUUUGUCCAAUCUGGUCUUCAGAAUGCACCUAGUGAUUCAGUUCUGUGCUCAAAACUGGCUGCAUCCAACUUGUAGUUAUGUCAGCAUGAACCAUUUGCUUCCCUGAAAGCAGAAUUGAUCCUGCGAUUGAGUAGAUAAAAGGAAAUAAAGUCACUGACCAUCCUCUUUUUUUUUAAUGAUGUUUAUUGCAAACACAGAGCCAGCACUUGAUUGAUACACUUCUGACUUCAAAAGGUAAAUGUAUUUGAAAGGAAUUUAUUAUGCUUAGUUGCUAUUUAUAUUACUGGUAAUAGUAGCUGGACAAACUAUAGGCUUUCAUUAAGAGAUAUACCUGGUUUUAAAUUCUAAGCGAUGUUAUCAAAUACUUCAUGAAUUAAUAAUUUUUUUAAAAUCUCUGAGCUAUGAAAUUUGAUGCAUGGGCAACACCAGUGUGUAAGCACACUUUCUCAUCCCUGACCCAAUAAAAUCUCGUUUCACUGGGCAAGCAGAGCAAGAUGCACCUUGCUUCAAAAUGAAAAUAUGUUAACUAUUCUGACAUCUGUCUUCAAAUCUGAAGAAAUCUGUUUUCUCUGCACUUUGUUUCAGUAGGGAAAACAUUUAUAAAAAGAGCAAGCUGUAAGGAAAGAUUGAAUCCUUGUUUAAGGUAAUACGCGAAGAUCCCUUUAAAUUUUGCUUGCACGGAAUUCUGAGAACACUGUAAUGUUCCACUAAGUGAUGCACUGACCAACACCCUUGCCCAGUGUUUGUUCAUUAAAAGUUUAUACUGAUGAACAUGUUCUUGAAUCUGCUUGGAAAGGCAAAUAAUGACUUAUUUACAAAAGAGCUACAUUAUACUUGCCCUUGGUAGUUUUUUGUCCUAUUUGAAUUAAGUAUGUAAAGAACUUAUUUUGCUAUUCUUGUGAAAACUCUUACUUUAAAGAGGACACCUUUCGUGCAGGUGUAUAUCUCAUUUUGAAAAGGUAAUGGCUUCCUUGUUGAAGCUAAAUAUUCUGUAGUAAGUAGUUAAGCUGUAAUUCCUUUUUAAAAUUACCUGUGUAUAUAUAAAGCUAGGGAUGAAAAGCCUAAAUGGUCUAGGACCACACCUUGUGUGAGAGACCUCUGACUGGCUGAAAAUAAAUCAUGGCUUCUGUGAUUGAAGAUGAUACACUUUAACAAACACAUGAGGUGUAUCACAUUUUUUGUUGCCUCCCCAAGUACCUUACUAGACCUGAAAGUAUGCUUAAGCAUUCCUGCAUUGUAGACUUUUUUUCAGAGGUGCCUACUGUCCAGUGACACCUCUUGUCCCAUGUUGGCAUGUGGCUGAAGUUUGCAAAAGACAAACACAUCAUAUUCUGAGAAUGAUUCUGUGAAGCAAUUCACUUAUGAAUUUUGGUUGUUAUUAACAAUUAUACAUGCUACUUGUCCUGUUGAUUUUUUUAAUGCUGAGAACUAUGAAGCCAAUGAACUGAUUAUUUCUGGUCCGAAACACUGCUUAGAAAUGUAUUCUUCUGAAUAAAUAACGAAGAAAAGGAGUUACUUUAAACAUAGGGAUAUUCAACCUCUACUCUUUAAACAUUUGCCAAUUUAGCAACCCAGAUAUUUUCCCUCUUUGGAGACCAUGGUUCUGUGCACUAUUGGUAUCUUACACGAAUUUAUCAGUCAUCCUAUUUAACUGACAAUAGAUUCGGUGUCACGUUUAUUACAUUAGUUUUGUCACUUCCUGUGGUCAGUCUGUGAAAAUCUAUCUGAAACUACUGGUUUGUUUUGUUUUGGUUUUUUUUUUUUCCAUAUCAGAACCCUGUUCUCUUGCGGCUCUUCAUACCAGUGUUUGCACAUAACUGGUGUUGAUCAAAAAUAUACCAGAACUAUAUUUUGAUAGAGUAAGCUAGACUCACUGUACUGACAAGCAAGUUACAGGAGGUAUUCCAGUUGGUUAAAUAGGAGGAAGAGCAGACUGAAACAUGAUCACUUUACAGUUACUGGUGUUUAAAUUUGGGACCAGGAAAAAAAUUUACAUUUUCCUGUAAUGUUUUUCUCUGCUGUAGGAACAGAUGUUUGGAAACAAAUGCUAAAUCCGUGAGCUUUUAUAAGACAUAAACAGAAAUAUUGGGUGCCUUUGUUUGUAAACCAAAAAUAAACAAAUCCCUUGAAA